This is a messenger RNA of Bipolaris sorokiniana ND90Pr, 672 nucleotides long. RefSeq lists its product as uncharacterized. NCBI's taxonomy places the organism in Eukaryota, Fungi, Ascomycota, Dothideomycetes, Pleosporales, Pleosporaceae. Bases 1 to 672 code for a protein of 223 amino acids. The record is from RefSeq and is a predicted model, not a curated record. The transcript has 3 exons.
AUGCAAGCCUGCGACAUUUGGCCGCCGUGGGCCCGCCCGACGAGUUCUGCUCCUCUGGCUCGCCAUGUUGCGGACGAGGGCGCAACAGCAGGCCAGACGGCCCUAAGACAAGACAAGUGCUGCUGCUGCUGCUGCUGGCCCUGGGCUCGUGCAGACGUCGUCCGGCGGUGCAGCGCAGCCAGAAACACGACAAUGCCCUGCAGCAUGGCUGCACAGGCGCCUGCAGAUCCACCAUGGGCGAUCCGUAACUAUGGUGGACAGGACAGGCACGCCCUCGUCCAGCCUGCAGCAGCCACACCCACUGCUCAGGCACCCACCAUUGUUUUGCCCUCUAGUUUCAACACCCUGGCAGAGCCCAUCUCCAGCCUGCGCCGGCGUGGCUUGGGCAACUCUUCCUUUUGGCCCUCACCCGCCUUGAUGCCCUCCCAAUGUAGCCCUAGUCAUCUUGCACCAUCCCAAUCCCCUCCCGUCAAUCUCCCUCCCCAGCCAGGUCGACAACUCUGUCCAGAGACUAGCAUCGCCGACCAAAACAACACUCCCACUCCCACCCCCCUCCCCACCCACUACGCCCUCGCAAGGACCUCUUCCGGUAGCCACUCUAGGGCUCCCGUAAACCUGCCUCAAGCCUCUGCCCGUCGUCGUGACGCUCCACGCCCGCACGGGCGCCAGUGA